Molecule: messenger RNA, 1077 nt
Organism: Phaeoacremonium minimum UCRPA7
Lineage: Eukaryota; Fungi; Ascomycota; Sordariomycetes; Togniniales; Togniniaceae
Product: putative er associated chaperone protein
Exons: 2
Coding region: 1-1077 (358 amino acids)
Biological process (GO): cellular response to misfolded protein
Cellular component (GO): endoplasmic reticulum membrane
Molecular function (GO): Hsp70 protein binding
Source: RefSeq, a predicted model, not a curated record
AUGAGCGCAUCCGCCUCGGGGGCCGACGCCUCGUCGGGCGCGGCGCGCGCCCGGGAGCACAACCAGGGCAACCAGGAGCGCAAGUACACGGUGGAGCAGAAGCAGGCGGUGCUGCGGAUCCGGCGGUGCAAGGCGACGGCCUUCUACGACAUCCUGGGGCUGGAGGAGGUCAAGAAGACGUGCACCGACGCCGAGAUCAAGAAGGCGUACCGCAAGCAGUCGCUGCUGACGCACCCGGACAAGAACGGCCACGAGCACGCCGACGAGGCCUUCAAGAUGGUGGCGCGCGCGUUCAGCGUCUUGGGCGACAAGGAGAAGAGGGACAAGUUCGACCGCUUCGGCACGGAUCCCGAUAGCAGGUUCGCGAGCGCGCAGCAGCAGAAUCCGUUCAGUGGCUUCGCGGCGAGGAAUGCGGGCGGCGGCGGAGGAGGGGGUGGAGGGGGUAUGGGAGGGGGCAUGUGGGAUGAUGAUGGAUUGAGUCCCGAGGAGAUGUUCCAGAGGUUCUUUGGCGGCGGCGGCGGUCCUUUUGGAGGUUUCGAUACAGGCCCCCAGUUCGUCUUUAACUUCGGCGGCGGCCCGGGCAUCCGAGUUCACCAGUUCGGCGGCGGCCGGCCCAGGAGACGGCCGCGUGAGGGAGAGCAGCAGGAUUCGAGCCUUACCAGCACGCUUUUUGGACUAUUGCCCAUCCUCAUCCUCUUCAUCUUCCCGCUGCUGUCGUCCCUGUUUUCAGGCGGCACAACUGACGCCGCCGGUCCACGGAUGGUCUUUGACAUGCCGGAAGGGAAAUACACGCAAGAACGUGAGACUUACAGCGUGAAAGUGAAAUACUAUGUGGAUCCCAAGGACAUCCAGUCAUAUUCAGCAUACAAGCUCACUCAAUUAGACAAGACGGCAGAGGUGGUUCUCGUGCGGCACUUGCGGGCGGAGUGUGAGAAUGAGAUCUCGCACAAGCAGCGUCUCUACCAGGAGGCACAGGGCUGGUUUUACCAGGACGCAGAGAAGAUGGAUCUGGCAAAUUCAUUCCAGACGCCGUCGUGUAGGAGGCUUGAGAAGAUGGGUGUUAGGAUCGAUAGAUGA